This is a messenger RNA of Schizosaccharomyces cryophilus OY26, 2794 nucleotides long. Its product is annotated as 19S proteasome regulatory subunit. The coding region runs from base 5 to 1300 and encodes 431 amino acids. The record is from RefSeq and is a predicted model, not a curated record. Lineage: Eukaryota; Fungi; Ascomycota; Schizosaccharomycetes; Schizosaccharomycetales; Schizosaccharomycetaceae. Gene Ontology annotation, molecular function: ubiquitin binding; endopeptidase activator activity; proteasome binding. The transcript has 3 exons. Gene Ontology annotation, cellular component: proteasome regulatory particle, lid subcomplex; nucleus; cytoplasm. Gene Ontology annotation, biological process: ubiquitin-dependent protein catabolic process.
AUACAUGCCUCCAUGCUCAAUGUUUUUGGAAUACCCAAAAGCCAACACCUGCGAAACCUCAACAAAACAAAUAUUGACAGACAAAAAAAUAUAUUUGAUAUCAAAACCAAAGAUGGAAAGUGUUUUUGGAAGAGUUAGGAAUGAUCAAGCAGAGACAAGAAAAUAUGGAAUUAUCAGCAUGAAAGCUGGCAAGUUAAAUCGCAAACCUGGUACAAAAAUCCUGCAAGCAGAUCAUCGUAAAGGUAUCCUAUACCUACAGCUAGAGACAGAUGAAUUGCUUCAUUUUUAUUGGAAAGAGAGAUCUAGAAACUCUACGGAUAUAGAAGAUGAUUUUAUUAUAUUUCCGGAUGAGGCCGAUUUCAUAAAAAUUGAUCAAUGUACCACGGGUCGUGUAUAUGCUCUGAGAUUUAAAUCAUCAUCUCAAAUUCAUUUUUAUUGGAUGCAAGAAUAUAGUGAUGAAAAAGAUGAAGAAACGGUUUCAUUAGUAAACCAAUUGAUUGCUGAUCCUUCCAAUGUUACUAGAAGCAUUAAUGCUAGAAAUAAUGCAUCCAGCCGUAGUCGUAGUAUGGAUGACACUUCGUCUGCAAACCAAUUUUUACAGCUAUUUGGUGCUACUAGUCAAGAUUCUCUUCAGGAUUUCAACUGGGAGGUGUUAUCGCCUACUGCUGAAGCACCUGGGUUUCUGCCUCGAUUUUCGCCAAUGAAUGAAUCUGUGAAUCAACUCCAACCUACUAAUGACUCUGCUACUGAACCACGAAGAGAAGGCGAAACAGCUUCAAGCAUGGAGGAUACCUCGGGACCUGCAUUUGAUGUGAAUGAAGAUUACUCUCGUUCUCAAACAUUAGACAUGCUUGAACAAUUAUCUGGUUCUGUAGAGAAUAGUACGACUCCGGUUGAACCUUUUGCAAUGGAUGAUGAGAUGUAUCGGGUGGUUACACACCCAAGAAUCUCUCCUAAGUUGUUCCCUCAUGCUCCUCCAGAGCUUAUACGGGAUUCUAGGAAAGAUGAAUUGUCACAAAAUCGCGAUUUUUAUAAGCAUUUCUCUUCUUUACAACAUGCAAUUGUAAAACCAGAGUUUGAGUCUUUGCGUUCGCGUUUGCAAAUUUCAUCCGAUCAAAUUUCUGGUCCUAAUGGGCUUCAGGAGCUUUUGAAAUCGAUUUAUGAUCGCAUGGUCGCUGAAGGUGUAAUUGUAAUUACUCGUAUAACCCACACAGAUGAAGAUGGAAAUAGCAUUGGUGAUAGUGAAGGGGGUGGCGAUCGUAACCAAGACCAGGACUUGGAAAUGGAAGAGAGAUCUUAAUCAAUGAUUUUUGUAUGACGAUUCGCUUGUAACGUUUAUCUAUAUGUCCAUGCGAUGGAUAGUUUUGGGGUAAUAAGUCGUCUUUCAAACAGGCACUUAUCAAAUUUGGUUAUGUAUUCCCACAGAACUUUUAAAACUCUAGCUUUGCUUCUAUGACAAUAUACUCUUGUAUAGUUAUCCUUAUUCUUACAAGUAUGUAUAUUUACCUUGUAUAUAGCGUAUGUAUGCGUUUGGGUUCCCGCUAUUGCAUUUUAGCAAAACUUAUUUUCUAUUCCUUACUCCUAUUUCUUACUGUCGUAUGAUUGUUUUCCAUUUUAUAGGAAAAUGUGGAAUUUCAUUUCUGCAGAAAAAUCAAGAUUGCAGGUAUCUUCUUUGAAUAUAAAAAACAUUACUUUUAUCGACAACAAUUUCAUGACAUUCUCACUAUAGAAACGAAAAAUUCCUUGAAUAAUUUGCUUCAAUUCUUAACAAAAAGAAGAUUUGAACUACUGUGUAUUUUUGGUGGUUGUCAAUGAUAAUCAAUAAUAAGUCUAAGAGUAUGGGAAUCGAAUAUUGCAGCACAAAACUCUUUCAGUGAAGCCUUUUCACUGUUUAUUUUGGAGAUGAAAUUCUUUCGAAAUACUGUUUUUGGGUUUUUGACGCUAACUACGCUAACUGGCAAUAAGUAUUCUCUCUUGAUAUCUUGAAACUUUUUCGUUUUCUUACAAGAGUGGUCCAUAAAGGAACAACCGAAGUAGCAAAUUUCAAGGAUAGGAACAGAAAAAAAAAAGAAAUUCAAACCCUGAAUGUCUCAAGUCUUCAACCUAAUAUUGUAUUCCAUUUCAUAUGCCAGCACCUUGUUUAUUAGUGCAAUGCAGUGAGGAAUUUGAGGUUCGUUUGAUCCUUGUUUUUUUGAAGGAAACCAUUUCACCAACUCAGUUGUCCUUGAAAAUAAUACAUUCUUUAAGUCGCCUAAGAUGAAACUUUCUGUUUAUUUUGUUCCAUAAAAAGAAUCUAUAUCCAUUUCAUAUGGGAUUGAUAGGUUUGGAAGAUAGAACCCAUAAAAAGAAUUACCAAGCUACAGUGCAACAGUGCAUAUAUUUUUAGCGAAUUGUAAUGACCUAUGAAAAUCAAAUUACGUUCUCCUGAAACCUACGGUCUUACACUUCCCGUAUCGUUAAUCAACAAUGUUUCGAAUGAUAACGGGAAAUGACAUCAGAGAAGGACAAAAGCAAAAGGCAUUUUACAGGAAUUUCUUUUUUUUUUGAUGAAUAUUUAUUUCUUUUUUAAGAAUAUUUGCUGCUUUUUGGAUCGCCACAUCUAACAGUUUCAGUUCACUAAGCUACUCUAAAUCGCGAUUCAAGUAGCAACUUUGCUCAGUAUGAAAUCACCCUAGACAGUGAAAUCGUCAAAUAAACUAUCUGUGAAUCAUUUUAUGGAAAUAAGGCUCACCAAUGUGUGUCAUCUUCCGUAGCCAGUUACGCAGAUAGAAAAGGCUCGCUUUUCCAGCUUUGU